AUGGCUGGUGGUAGUGUUGCUAAUACCAUUCGCGGUCUUAGUAGUGGUUUUGGAAUUUGUAGUGGAAUUAUUGGAGCUUGUGGAGAUGAUGAACAAGGGCAAUUGUUUGUUAAUAAUAUGUCGUCUCAUGGUGUUGAUCUUUCUAGACUCCAGAAGAAGAAAGGACACACUGCACAGUGUGUUUGCUUGGUAGAUGAAUUGGCUAAUCGAACAAUGCGGCCUUGUCUCUCAAAUGCUGUCAAAGUACAGGCUCAAGAGUUGACGAAAGAGGAUUUCAAAGGCUCCAAGUGGUUGGUGUUGAGAUAUGCAGUACUCAAUUUGGAAGUUAUUCAAGCGGCCAUUGAUUUGGCCAAACAGGAAGGUCUUCUUGUUUCCUUGGACUUGGCCAGUUUUGAGAUGAAUGCUGAUCCAAUAGCCGCCGUAGAAUUUCUUGCCAAAUACUGCGAAUGGGCUGUGGUAACAUUGGGAUCUAAUGGAUGCAUUGCUAGACAUGGGAAGGAUAUGAUACGUGUCUCGGCGAUAGGAGAAUCAAAGGCAACUGAUGCUACUGGAGCAGCACCUUAUGUUCUCACAGUCAACCGCAAUCAGUCUACUCACUUUUCCACAUCCACUGUCAACAGCAUCGCAAAUCAAGCUUCGGUUAUCCGCGAGCUUUAG
Molecule: messenger RNA, 657 nt
Organism: Vicia faba (fava bean)
Lineage: Eukaryota; Viridiplantae; Streptophyta; Magnoliopsida; Fabales; Fabaceae
Source: the annotation of a GenBank genome assembly